AUGGAUGAAGAAUUAAUGUGGAGAGGUUUUUAUGAUAAGUUGCAACAGCAAAAAUCUGUUGAGCAGCAAGAACAUGACAGCAACGUUCGGACUAUACCUAUGGACCUGCUGCGUUCUCAUUUAACAAGAAACUUCAGAAUUUACCUCAAUCAAACUAGGCAGAUGCAUUUGCUCAAGAGUAAAGCGUACAUCGACAGUAAAUGGGUGUCGGCACGAAGUAAUGCCGUAUUUCCGGUGUUAAAUCCCGCUGAUGAUUCUGUAAUUACUGAGGUGCCGGAUAUGGAAGCUGCAGAUGCUAAAUUAGCCAUUGAAGUUGCUUUUGACACUUUUAAAUCUUGGAAAGAAGUGACAGCCAAGGAGCGCUCGAAAAUUCUUAGGAGGUGGUUUGACAUAUGUGAACAGAACAGUGACUACCUAGCAGAAAUUAUUACAGCCGAAUCUGGUAAGCCAUUAGCUGAAGCUAAGGGUGAAGUUGCCUAUGGUAAUUCCUUUUUAGACUGGUUUGCUGAUUGUGCACGUCAUAUUAAUGGAGAAGUUGUACCUAGCCCAUGGCCUAACAAGCAGAUCAUUCUUACAAGACAACCUUUGGGUGUUGUAUCAAUUAUUACUCCAUGGAAUUUUCCUUUUGCGAUGAUAACAAGGAAAGUAGGUGCAUUAAUGGCGGCUGGCUGUACAUGUGUGAUCAAACCAUCUGAAGAUACUCCUCUGUCAGCACUGGCUGCUGUCGAGUUAGCAGAAAAAGCAGGAGUGCCUAAAGGAGUAAUCAAUGUUGUCACAACAAGCAGAAAGAAUGCUCCUGCUGUUGGAAGUGUUAUGUGUGAAGAUGAUAAUGUGCAAUGCAUAUCUUUUACUGGUUCUACUGCAGUUGGCAAGAUAUUGUAUGGACAGGCAGCUAAAGGUAUUAAGCGUGUUUCAUUAGAAUUAGGUGGAAAUGCCCCAUUUAUCGUUUUCCCAAGUGCUGAUCUUGAGCACACUUUAAAUCAAGCAAUGCUUGCUAAAUUUAGAAAUAAUGGACAAGCUUGUAUUGGAGCCAAUCGAUUUCUUGUGCAUGAAGAUGUGUAUGAUAAAUUUGUUACUGGUUUUAAGGAGCUUAUUGCAAAGAAAUGUAUAUUAGGACCUGGCACCCAAGAAGGAGUUACGUGUGGACCCUUGAUCAACAUUGAGCAAGCUAAAAAAGUAUCUGGGUUAGUUGAAAAUGCUAUCUCUAAUGGUGCUCGCCCAUUAAUUGGAGGAGAGUUUGCUACUGAUCUUGGUAACAAGUUUUACAAGUCAACGCUUUUAGUAGACGUAAAACCUGAAAUGAAAAUAUUCAACGAGGAGAUAUUUGGCCCUGUUGUACAAGUUUUAAAAAUAAAAAGUGAGGAAGAGGCAUUAGCAAUAGCAAACAAUACCAGGACUGGCCUUGCAGCAUAUGUUUUUACUAAAGACCUUGGACAAGCUUUCAGGAUGUCGAGAAAACUAGAUUUUGGUAUGGUUGGUAUUAAUGAUGGCAUAAUAUCUGGCGCAGAGGCAGCUUUUGGUGGGAUUAAAGAGUCUGGCAUUGGUAGAGAAGGUAGCUUACAUGGAGCACUUGAGUAUACUGAUAUAAAAUAUACUCUGAUGUCCGGGCUAGAUAAGUAA
Arctia plantaginis is the source of this 1620-nucleotide messenger RNA. The record is from the annotation of a GenBank genome assembly. Lineage: Eukaryota; Metazoa; Arthropoda; Insecta; Lepidoptera; Erebidae.